Ornithodoros turicata is the source of this 4038-nucleotide messenger RNA. Its product is annotated as zinc finger protein 845-like. Gene Ontology annotation, molecular function: DNA-binding transcription factor activity, RNA polymerase II-specific. Lineage: Eukaryota; Metazoa; Arthropoda; Arachnida; Ixodida; Argasidae. The transcript has 4 exons. Gene Ontology annotation, biological process: regulation of transcription by RNA polymerase II. The coding region runs from base 1 to 2367 and encodes 788 amino acids. The record is from RefSeq and is a predicted model, not a curated record. Gene Ontology annotation, cellular component: nucleus.
AUGGCUUCAGAGUUCAGCAUGAGCCUGGAACCUACAGCAGCACAAGAGGCCAUAUUCAUGCAAGAAGCCAUACAAGUGCGAUGUCUGCCCUGCAGAGUUCACAAGGAAUGCUCACCUGGAGCAGCACAAGCGGACACACACAGCAGCACAAGCGGAGACACACAGGUGAGAAGCCCAUACGAGUGUGAUGUCUGCCCUGCAGUGUUCAGCCACAGCGGGAGCCUACAGCAGCACAAGCGGACACACACUGGCGAGAAGCCAUACAAAUGCGAUGUUUGCCACACGAAGUUCAGCCAGAGCGGGAGCCUACAGAAGCACAUGCGGACGCACACGGGCGAGAAGCCAUACAAGUGCGAUGUCUGCCAUGCAGAGUUCAGCCAGAGCGGUAACCUACAGCAGCACAUGCUGACGCACACAGGCGAGAAGCCAUACAAGUGCGAUGUCUGCCAUGCAGAGUUCAGCCAGAGCGGUAACCUACAGCAGCACAAGCGGACACACACGGGCGUGAAGCCAUACAAGUGCGAUAUCUGCCCUGCGGAGUGCAGCAGGGGCGCGGACCUACAGAAGCACAUGCGGACACAUACUGGAGAGAAGCCAUACAAGUGCGUUCUCUGUCCUGCAAUGUUCAGACAGCGCUCAACCUUGUCACGUCAUAAGCGGACACACACGGGCGAGAAGCCAUACAAGUGCGAUGUCUGCCACGCAGAGCUCAGCCUGAGAGGGACCCUCCAGCAGCACAAGCGGACACACACGGGUGAUAAGCCAUACAAGUGCGAUGUCUGCCACGCAGAGCUCAGCCUGACAGGGACCCUCCAGCAGCACAAGCGGACACACACGGGCCUGAGAGGGACCCUCGAGCAGCACAAGUGGACACACACGGGUGAUAAGCCAUACAAGUGCGAUGUCUGCCACGGAGAGUUCAGCCUGAGAGGGAACCUACAGAAGCACAUGCGGACACACACGAGCGAGAAGCUAUACAAGGUUGAUCCUCUGUCCUGCAACUGUACAGACAGCGCGGAGCCUUGUCACGUCCACAAGCGGACACACACGUUCAAGAUCAGCACAACAAUAGUAGAACUGCAGCCCGACAGCACUGCACUAUUCACUAUGAAUGACCAACUAACUGAGCGACAUCGAGACCAGAGCAAGCCGUGUGCACUUGCAUCCACGUCGAAAACCAGCCUCGAAUGCCACAUGUUUUCACACUGUCACAAUGAGUCUGAAAAGUGUUCCACUACUCCUCCAACGAAUAUUCAGAUGGAGAGAAGGGUUCUGGGUUGUAACAUCUAUCCCGCUGCAUUCUCGUGGUAUGGAAGUGACAAGAACCAUGUGGUGAAGCAUACUGACAAGAGGCCACACAAGAGUGAUGUCUGUCCUGCAGAGUUCAGCCUGAGCGGGAACAUACAGCAGCACAAGCGGACAGAUUCAUGCAAGAAGCCACACAAGUGUGAUGAGUGCCCUGCAGAGUUCAGCCGGAGUGCUCAUCUGCAGCAGCACAAGAGGAUACACACAGGCGAUAAGCCAUACAAGUGCGAUGUCUGCCAUGCAGAGUUCAGCCUGAGAGGGAACCUACAGCAGCACAAGCGGACACACACGGGUGAGAAGCCAUACAAGUGCCAUGUCUGCCACGCAGAGUUCAGCCUGAGAGGGAACCUACAGCAGCACAAGCGGACACACACGGGUGAGAAACCAUACAAGUGCGAUUCCUGCAACGCAGAGUUCAGCCAGAGCGGGCAUCUACAGCAGCACAAGCGGACACACACGGGUGAGAAGCCAUACAAAUGUGAUGUCUGCCACGCAGAGUUCAGCCAGAGCUGGGCCCUACAGCAGCACAAGCGAACACACACGGGUGAUAAGCCAUACAAGUGCGAUUCCUGCAACGCAGAGUUUAGCCAGAGUGGGCAUCUACAACAGCACAAGCGUACACACACGGGUGAGAAGCCAUACAAGUGCGAUUCCUGCAACGCAGAGUUCAGCAUGAGAGGGAACCUACAGCAGCACAAGCGGACACACACGCGUGAGAAGCCAUACAAGUGCGAUUCCUGCAACACAGAGUUUAGCCAGAGUGGGCAUCUACAACAGCACAAGCGUACACACACGGGUGAGAAGCCAUACAAGUGCGACGUCUGCCACGCAGAGUUCAUCCAGAGCUGGGCCCUACAGCAGCACAAGCGAACACACACGGGUGAUAAGCCAUACAAGUGCGAUGUCUGCCACGCAGAGUUCAGCCUGAGAGGGAACCUACAGCGGCACAUGCGGACACACACGGGCGAGAAGCCAUACAAGUGCGUUCUCUGUCCUGCAGCGUUCAGACAGUGCGGAACCUUGUCACGUCACAAGCGGACACACACGGGUGAGCAGCCAUAAACUCUCAACCUCUGUCCUGCAGUGUUCAUCCAUAACUCAAACUUGCAGCGUGAUACAAGUGUGGUCUCUGUCCUACGGAAUAUCACAAAGAGGCGUUUUGAGGCGAGAAGCCACAGAGCCGUUUACUAGGAGAGGUUGGCCAUUGGGAGGAGCCUGUCCCAAAGCGCGCCAUUUGACGUGACACGAUGGGCGGCGCCAAGGCCAGUGGCACCAUUUUGCAUCAGAGCUAUCGCCUUGAAAUCCCCCAUUCCGCCAUUUUGGGGCGGAGGCACAGCCUUGAAAUUCCCCUGUGCCGCCGCGGGUCGUCUUUCAUCCCAGUCAAGUGGGCGGAGCGAUGAUGUCUGUGACGUCACGGCGGCUCCCCCAUCUCCGGGCGGCAAAAGAUCAGAGAAUUGCCAAAUUCUUCCUAUAAACGGCUCUGAGAAGCCAUAGAAGAGCAUUCUCUGUUCUGCAGACCUGAGGCACAGCACAAACCUGCAGUGUAACAAGAAUACCUACAUGGAUGUGAUGCAAUACAGAUGCAACCUCUGUACUGCAGAGUUCAUGUGGAGCAGGAACACACAAAGUUAGAGAAGCCGCUGCUAGAGCUAGUUCAGCCAGAGCACGAAUUUGUGGCUUAAGAUGUAGCCAGGACACUCUUGGGAUAGGGACCAUACAGGUGCGCAGGCACCAAAUACACUUGAAAGAGUGUCAGUGUAGUGCUGUCAUGUGUCCUGAACCCAGAGACCUGAAGAACAUGCUCAUGCACAGAGAGGAGAAGGCGGUACCGAUGCAAUCUGUCUCCCGCCGUAUUUUACUUGUGUUUGACAUUUUGAAACUCGCACGCACGAACAGACCGAGGGUAAAAAGAGUUGGGUUGGGUGCUCACGCAUGUAAAACGUAGAAAAAAAAGAAAACAGUGCCGAGAAACAAACAGACCAUGAAGGGACACCCAUACAGUGGCCCUCAUCUGCUAAGAAAGGGUUACUUCCAUGAACAACAUGCGUUGCAUUGUUUCCUGUUUGCCUCUUUAUUCCUUUGUCUUUUAUUCAUUUUUUUCCUUUAUUCCUCUUUAUUAUGAUGAUGAAUGCUUUUUUUAUGCCUUACAUCUCCUCAACUGAUAACAUGAACAAAUAAAUCAACCAACCCAAAGAAACAAAAGAAAAUAUGUCUACAAGACGUGACAACUUGUAAGAACAAUCCCAACAGUUACCUUUUGUGUUACGAGCAUCUGUUGUGUAAUGUGUUACAAUUUGUAACAGUUUGUGAAUGACACAUCAGGAGAAAUCACGGAGAGACAAUCUUGUGUGGUAUGGGAGAUUAAAAACUGUGAUGUCAGUCUCUAGAACGUUUUUCUUUUUUUUGUUCCGAGAGGGUUGACUUGGACACUGAAACUACUAGAACUACAACUAGGACAACUACUGCUCUACAAAUUUGACGAUACUGGAGUCCUCUCCAAUUGAGAGUGAUAAUAGGGUAGGGUAGGGUAAUAGGAUAAAUAGGGUCCAGAAAUUGAGGCACUAAAAACGAUGGGAGUAGCCAGCCACCUGUUUACGUACUGGCAAGAACGUGCAAGUAUCCAAGGUUAUUGUGAUUUACAAAAGCAGUGACAGAAACUGUCCAUCUAAUUACCGCCCCAUUUCAGUGUUACCGGUCUUUUCCGAUCGUUUUGAAUCCGUGAUUUAUAGAUGA